GGAAACGACAGCGCUCUUCCUCAUCCCAUGUGAGCCGCUCUCGGAAUCAACGCAUCCUCCUCGCCCAUCCGAGCCGUCAGCCGAGCUCCCAAGGGCAGCGCCGGGCCGUGAUGCUCUGGCCCGCCCUCAUGGUUUCCUUUAUGGUUGGUGGCUUCUUCUGCAGCAAAGCUGAGACCUUUUGGCCUUGAUGCUCCAACACGAAGCUAAUGUCCUAUCCACGGAGUGUUUGGAGCCAUGGAGGGAUGUCGAAGCAGUGUCAGAUGUUUCUCAAACCGUGAUUUUGGUGGCAAAGAGUUCUACUAUUUCUUUUGGUGGAAGAAGCGAGGAAGUAGCAGGGACGUAGAGGAGAACUACAGCAGCCCUGUGAAGGAGCUCCCGGAUCUCUUCUGCUGGAAGAAGCCAACUUCUUUGAGCCCCACUGCGCUCAAACCUCAAGAAAUCUGCAUCUCGGUGAACGGAGCAACUCAUUCCGAGGAAGAGCAGCCCCACCUCCGCUCCAUCUCUGGUAAUGAUCUGGUCCUGAAGCCACUCGGAGGAGAGGACACGGUGGAUGCAGAGCUCAUGUGCCUCGCCGGUCCUCCCAGGUCGCUCUUCACCAUCGAAGAGGAGACGCAGGAAGAGCUGGAGUCCGAGGAUGCGAUCGCCAGAGGUGGGAGGAGCAGGCGGGGUUGCACAGGGAAGAGCCUGCGGGAUCUGCUUCUCAUAUCAGAGACUCCGACCUUGACCCCUCUGUCCUCCCCUCCCCUCUUCUCUCCUCCUCUGACUCCAAUGGCUUGCUACAAGCAAAAUGGAUUCAACCCGCUGUUCGAACCCACAAAGGACGAAGCUUUGGCCUGGAUGUGGUCGUCUCCGCCUCCGACGCUCAAGUUCCUCAAGGACGCCGAGGAGAAGCUGUACCGGAAGACGCUGGUGGAAGAAGCACUGAAGGUUCACAAAGGCCGUAGCGGGCAUGUCGAAAGCAAGGAGACGAAGGAAGCUUCCGUUGCUCCUCUUCUUCCUCCAGUUGCUGCCAUUUCUCCGCAGGUGAUUCCCUUAGCCAAUGGGAAACCGCAACGAGAUCUCAUCAUUUCCAACGAGUUCCCCAUUGAAUUCUCAUCGAAUGCAUGAGAUGUGUCUGUAAAUUUCGUGACCAUGGAUAUAAUUCAAACAUCUACAUGUUUCUGUGCUUGCAAUGGAAAUGGAAAUGGAAAUGUUUGGUCA
This is a messenger RNA of Musa acuminata AAA Group (dessert banana), 1200 nucleotides long. RefSeq lists its product as uncharacterized. The transcript has 2 exons. The record is from RefSeq and is a predicted model, not a curated record. The coding region runs from base 235 to 1107 and encodes 290 amino acids. Lineage: Eukaryota; Viridiplantae; Streptophyta; Magnoliopsida; Zingiberales; Musaceae.